Epinephelus fuscoguttatus (brown-marbled grouper) is the source of this 2583-nucleotide messenger RNA. RefSeq lists its product as uncharacterized. The record is from RefSeq and is a predicted model, not a curated record. Bases 184 to 903 code for a protein of 239 amino acids. The transcript has 4 exons. NCBI's taxonomy places the organism in Eukaryota, Metazoa, Chordata, Actinopteri, Perciformes, Serranidae.
GUUAGUAGAAGAAGAAGAAGAAUAACGGAAGUUGCUGACUGUUAAGCUAACGUCCUCCCUGCAUUACACAGCCUGUGAUUACAUGACAAACAAACAAAUAUUUCACCGCUACAGUACAAUGUAAGUUAUUUUUUUACAAUUCACACUUGUUCAGUUGUUUGUGGAUCGCUCGGCGCUGCCCCGAUGCCGUGGAGGUGUUGUGUUCCCGGGUGUAAAGGCUACGACGAGGCGAAGUCUAUGGGGGUUAUUUUCCACGGUUUACCAACCAGAGACCCGCAGCGCUGUAAAAUAUGGCUGAAGGCGAUACAGAACCCGAGGUUUGAUGAAAACACCCCGGUGUCGAAAUACAGCGGGGUAAGAGUGUGCAGUCUGCACUUCCAGCCGGAGGACUACGAAGAGGACUUCCGUGCUAAGAUACUGAACAUCGCGCCCAAGCCGGUGUUGAAGAGCGGCGCUGUGCCGUCAGUGUUCCCCGGGAGACAGCACGGUGAGCCGGGCAGCGCUGACACAUCUCCGCCGGCUCCAAAGAGAACCAGAACUCAGGUGGCCGGUGGAGCUGCAGGGAGCUCCUCUCAGUCUCCUCCAGCAGCAGCAGCAGCAUCCGACGAAAGCUUCUGCAUCGUGGUGUCAGUCGACCCUCGUGACGACAGCUUCCACUCAGAACCAGAGUUCAACUCAGCGACAACAUCUGACGAGUCUGACGAAGACGCCGACAAGGACUGCACUAUUGUUUAUAACCGCAGCCUGAUGGAGCUGUUCAGGAGGUGUCAGACAUGCGGAGAACCCAUCGUAGAGAAGGAGGUGUUCCACUCAGGUGCACAGAUGAGGGUGAAGUGGAGCUGUCCUGGCGGACACUCCGGUGUGUGGAAGUCCUCUCCUCACCUGAGAGACAUACUUCCAUAAACCGCAGCUGCUCACUGCUGCUGCCGUUCUGUUCACUGGACCAGCGUUUGAUAUGAGGAGGAGACUUUUUAAUAAUCAGAAACACUGAGCCUGAGACGGCAACUGCUGAACCACAUCUGCUGAUCCAGCUGUGCUCAGGGCUGCACCACACCUUCAUGUUGGACCCCACAAAGGAAACAAAGUGGUGCAGAAUCCAUCUGUUCUGUUGCUGUGGAGACAAUCAGCUUCAUAAGAGGACGACCUGAGCUUUGGGACCAUGGAGCUGACGUGGCUACUCUGACAUACAGCGCAUCAUGAGCACCACCCCGACAUACAGCAAGAAAGGGUGAGCCAUUUCUUACGGAGGAGAAGAUUCAGGUCAUGGAUAAUAAACCUGUGAAGCUCAAUCAUUCAGCAGGAGGGGGUGUGUUUGGUGCUGAAGCUGCAGCACUGAGACGUGGACACAAUAACAGAGACAGCUUCACCGCACACUGUGGCUGCUCAGAGAGCGGCUCUGACUCUGGUCGUUAUGACGGACCAAACAGACUGUCAGCACAUCACAGACAUGUUCAUGCUGCAUCAUGAGCAUGACUGGAGAAUACUUUUUGUAAACAUAAUCUGGUGUUUUUUAUAAUGGCUCCUGAACAUAGUUUUAAUAUUCAAACACAGGUGAUGACGUGCAGAUAAAGCUGGGUGUAACUGACAUCACUGCAAUAAAGAGUCAGUGUGAAUGUGUGUUUGUGUCCGUAUGUGUCACUCAGUGAGAAGGUCCCAUAUGAUGCAGUGUGUGCAUCGUUUAUCACUGUGUUAUGAUCUGACAUUUGAGACAACUCUGCCCCCUGAACACCAGAGGCCUGUGCUACGAAACCAGUUCAACGUACCCAGGAUAUCUUCUUGUUAUCUGGUUUGACUAACCCGUCACACUGGCUAUUUGGAUCAGCGGUAACACAAAGCUGGUUAUCAACUAGUUCAGUCAAGUCUGGGUUUUCAUAUCAGCCAUGAGCGCUCUCAUGUUAAAGAGGCGGGGUGUUAAUUACGAGCAACAUCAUUAGAACCUGUCGAAGGUGCGGGCGAUACUUCAGCAUGGCUCUCACCCUCUCCACAACGCUCUGGUCGAACAGAGGAGCACCUUCAGCCAGAGACUGAUUGCUCCUAAAUGCACCACUGAGCGCCACAGGAAGUCAUUCUUACCUGUGGCCAUUAAACUGUACAACUCCUCCCUCUGAUGAUCGGACUCAUUUGGCUAUUUAUAAAACAAAACACACAAUAUAAUUACUCAUUCUUAUUUCAUUUAUAACGCUACAACCAUUUCACUGUAUACUGUAUAUAUUUCAGAUUGUCUACUUUACUAUUUUAUUAUUUAUUUUAUUGUCUACUUUAAUAUUUUAUUUUAUUUUAAUGUCUAAUAUUUUAUUGUAUUUAUUUCAUUGUCUAUUUUAGUAUCUUAUUAUAUCUUCAUCUUUAUCUCGUGUUUCCAUUCAUGCUGUAUUUCUACUUUGCACGGAGCAUUGGAACAAAAACAAUUUCCCUCCGGGGAUUAAUAAAGUAUUCUGAAUCUGAAUGAAUAAAUAAAGGAGGCUGCUUCAUAUAAUAUGAGGUGAAACUGCUGAAAGUGUCUGAGACUACAAGACAGUAAAACGUCAGAGGUGUGGGAUGUACAGAGAACUGUAUGAUAAAGAACAGGACACGCACAUCCCCGAA